Anneissia japonica is the source of this 613-nucleotide messenger RNA. RefSeq lists its product as uncharacterized. The transcript has 4 exons. NCBI's taxonomy places the organism in Eukaryota, Metazoa, Echinodermata, Crinoidea, Comatulida, Comatulidae. The coding region runs from base 77 to 613 and encodes 178 amino acids. The record is from RefSeq and is a predicted model, not a curated record.
GUACGACUGCCCUGAUUUUGCAUACACGCAGGAAACGAAAAAGGGUACUACCACGAGAUUCAAAACAAAGUUUAUCAUGUCUGCAUAUCUAAGUGUCCAGCAUUCAUCUUCCUCAUCACUGCCGCCGUCCUCAUCAUACUCUGCCGACUUACACUCAACGUUGAAUGCUUCAUCAUCAUCCAAUUUCGCAUCGGCAUAUUCUUCACAAUCGUCGCCCUUGUCCUCAAGGAACCAUGAAAAUGAGGUUCAGAAUUCAAAUAAUGAGGAUCCUUACAAAUUUGAAGCGAGUAGGAUUUUGAGUGGAAUAUACGGUCUUCUUGUCACGUUUGUGGGAAUUUGUAUCAUUAAUGCUGCGGUUAUUAUUCCUGGCGAGGCUCCCAGUAAAUCAGUGUCAUCAGCUAAUUCAUCAACGCCUCCUCCUGGACUCAAUACAAUAUAUAAUAACAACUAUCUGGCAUUUGUGUCAGCGAUUGGCCUGUUAUUUAUAUUGUCUACAUUCGCUUAUGAUGUUUAUAUUUAUCGUACUUAUGUUACGUCGAUUAUUGAUACCACGUCAAGCAACACGUUACAAGGCCUUGCUAUCCUCAUCAGCGAUCGUUAUCGUCUUCUUUAA